Bubalus bubalis (water buffalo) is the source of this 2298-nucleotide messenger RNA. RefSeq lists its product as uncharacterized. Bases 254 to 700 code for a protein of 148 amino acids. NCBI's taxonomy places the organism in Eukaryota, Metazoa, Chordata, Mammalia, Artiodactyla, Bovidae. The transcript is spliced from 4 exons. The record is from RefSeq and is a predicted model, not a curated record.
CCUCUAGCUCCCCCCGCCGCCGCUGCUGCGCGCGCAGAGUUCGCUCAGCCGAGAAGUCCCAGGGUCACAUCUGUGGCCAAGUGAGAGGGCUGGUGGUGGACCGCGGGACGCGGACCGCCGCUGCGGUCAACUGGGUCUCUGGGCCUCUGCCCUGGGGACCAGGCGCCGAGUGGGAGCGGCCACAGCGUGGCCCGUGCCCUCUCCCGAUCCCGGGCUCCUACUUGCAUGCCCUGACUUUGUGCCUCUCUGUUCCAUGCAGGAAAAGUCGUGGAAAUACACCCGUAUCAAAACGCCCCUCGCCCUCGUGACCCUACCCCAGAAGAAGCAGCGGAGUUACCCGACAUCGUGGUCAGCAGAAGCUGAGGUGGUGGCUGGAUGCUGCAGCUGCAGGGACUCAGCGUGGAGGAGGGCUCCUGUGCAGGGGGAGAAGCAGAGAUGCAACAUUUUUAAAGUUUCACAAAGCAUCCAGCUGCACCCAGAUGACCUGAGAUUGUGCUGGGUUAUGUUCUCCAACCACCUGCUGUACCUGUUCUGUGUGAUUUGGAAGCUUGAGAAGAUACAAGUGGCCCAGAGAGGUGGAGCACACAGAGGUGGAGAAAGGAGUUCUCUAAGAGUGACAAGACACCAAGAGUGUGAUGGAUGGAUUCUUUACCCACUGAGCUACCCUCAUGGUUACCUGCUGUCUGCCCUGAGGUCCUGAUCAUCCCUUUGGAGUUUUUAAUAAAAGACUGAAAAAUAAAAUGUAGUGGACUUUAACAGUUUCUCUUGCCUCAAAAUGUAACACAGGGUCCUGAUGUUUGGAUGUUUAAAGGGAUCUCUGAGGUACUGAGAGAGACUUGGCGUAUUUUUCAAACAUCCCUGUUGGUGGUCGUCUGGCCUAGCUCUUGGGGUGAGCUGUAGGCCUGUAAAUGAGUCUUGAGGAAAUGGGAGCUCACUGCGUGUCAGGCAGCCUGUUCCACUGCUGUAAAUAUAAUGAUCACUGGCAGAGCCAAAAUCCAAUGUGUUGUGUUAGUUGAGUACCAUCUAUAUGCUUGGCCUGGUAUCAAGCACCAGGAAUACAAAGACAGAUAGUCCUGCUUUCUGCCAUCAACUGCUUGGUGAGUAAUGUGGAUUACCUGUUCUCCCACUUCCACAUUGCUGCUCCUUCAUUAUGGGUCUGUCCAGUACAUUCAUUUGUUCAUUCAUUCAUUCAACAAGUGUAUAAUGAUGACCUGCUUUGACCAGGCCCAGAGCUAAGCCUGAAGAAGUUAUCACACUUCUUCCACUCCUGCUGCAAACCUUUUCUUUUUGAGGUUCACCAUCCAUAGUUUCUCUAAGUCUUCAUGUAUUGCAAUAUUUCAGAUCUCUGAGGCACUGAUCUUAGAAACUCUUAGUUAGUCCUUGACCGUCUUGAAGUCCUGUAGCACCAAAAUAAUGGGAAUAGCAUACAUUUCUUUUUAAAGUUUUAAGCUGAAUAUUUUAACUCAAAAGUUUUGCAGGCUUUUGUAUGCAAAUGACACUGCAAAGCAUUAUAUUUUCCCCCCAAAGUAGGAGAUUUUAUUAAAUUACACACAUUUGACACAUGGAUGUGGAAAGACUUUCAGUAUAAGAAAAAGAAGGAGUUUAUUCCCUCUAAAUUUGACUAUGGCUGUAAAUUCUCUUUAUUAAUGCAAAGUUCUUUUGUCAUUCUUACUGAGGAACACUGUUACCAAACCUUGUGGGUAAUAUCAAGUUCCAAAAAUAUGGAGGAAACAAGUACUUACUGGGACCAGUGUGAAUGCUUGGUCCGUAUGAAAAUGACCAGGAAAACUAUUAUACGAAGGUUAUUUAAUGAUCUGUGGUAAGUCAAACUCUUUCCAUAAAACAGAUUCAAAGUUUUUACUUUAAGAGACUUCCAUGGGGAAUGAGCAUUGGAUAGUUUAUCAUUUAGGAAGAUACCAUCAAAUUCUUCUUGAAAAGCUCAUCUUUUACUUAAAACAUUUUUAUUAUGCAACAUUUAAGACAUACAAAAGCAUUGAGAUUAACAUGAUAAAAGCCUAUGAAUAUAUUAUCAAGGUUAAGAAAUAUUAUCAAGGCUAAGAAAUAUGUAAUCACUCAUUUAUGUUUAAUUUUUUGGAUUUUUCCACCUAAGAUAUUUGAUUGAGAGAAGGCUACUGAUUUUCCUAAUGUGAAGAGCUAAUUCUUAGAUAUUAUUUGUUUUAUCCACAUUUUUUCCUUUCAGAACUUGGACAUUUUUUACCUCUUUUCCUUGUAAUAGACUGACAAUUGCAUAUUGCAAACCCAAAUAUCUUAUUUAUCAGAAAUUAUGAAUAAAGGACA